Molecule: messenger RNA, 25626 nt
Organism: Liolophura sinensis
Lineage: Eukaryota; Metazoa; Mollusca; Polyplacophora; Chitonida; Chitonidae
Product: titin-like
Exons: 16
Coding region: 210-25346 (8378 amino acids)
Molecular function (GO): RNA binding
Source: RefSeq, a predicted model, not a curated record
AGACACCACGGCUCUCAUCAGGUAGAGCCUUACCCGCAGUUCAGUGCAGGACUCUUAUGUACGUUGACAAAAACAUGUCUCUUGAGGGUCAAGACGUCCUGUGAAGCCAGACUGAGGUGAACAAAGGGCCAUGACCUGUCCACUUUACAAAGAGAUGGCUGUGAUAUAUUUGUAAAUACAUGUAGAACAGAAGAUUAUCAACAAUAACCAUGAUUGAAAUAUCAGCAACCGGUAAAAUCAUACUGGCUGUUGCCGUGCCAACCACAGUCUUUUUCAUCUACUGGCUUCUGAAGAGAAAUGAAGAAGACGACGACGAAGAAGAAGACAAUAUGAAUCGGGUCACAACUUCCAGACAGACUGUGAUAGAAGUUCGGGUGCCCAGUGAGGCCGUGGGGGCCGUGAUAGGGCGACAAGGGGCCACAAUUAAACAGAUCCAGGAAGACAGUGGGGCCAGAGUGCAAUUCAAGGAUCGGGACACAAAAGAGCGUGAUCGUGAUGAAGCCAGGACCAUUACAAUACGUGGGACGCUCGAGGCGGCGCAGCUUGCAGAGCUCCGCGUCAGGGAGGUGAUCGCUAACAUGCCAGUCAUCAGGUCGGAGGAAAUCUACGUGCCAGUCAAAUGUCUCGGCAGGAUUAUCGGCCGAAAUGGAGACACAAUUCGUCAAAUGUGUCGAUCGUCAAAAGCAAAGAUAAAAAUUGACCCAAAAGGAGAUGAGAGGGACCCAAAUGCAUUGAAACUAGUCAUGGUUACCGGGGGCGACCAACAGAUUGAAAUAGCCAAGGCUUUGAUAGAAGAGAAAAUCCAAGAGGAGGAGGAGUUCAGAUCACGCACAGCUGUCAUGGCAGCCAAUCGGGAACACCGUAGCAAGCGACGAAAAGAUGCCACCCAGUCAGAGGAGUCGAGACAAGAUGCAACCACAAAUGUAGCAGCCACAUUAGGUGCGGAGUCCUGGGAGACUCAUCCAGCAGAAGAGGCACAGUGGAUUGACCACAAGGACUCGUUCAUGGAAGUGUAUGUCUCGGCGGUGGAGACCCCCGGUCACUUCUGGGUGCAGAUCCUUAGUUCUAAGGCCACUCAGUUGGACCAGCUUAUCACAGAAAUGUCCAGACACUACACUCAAGUAACACCCAUGGAUCCCUCUCUGGAAACAUUAAACGUUGGUGAUAUCGUGGCGGCGCCAUUUCCUCACGACACAUCCUGGUACCGAGCUCGAAUCGUAGGCUUCGUCGACGACAAAGUGGAUUUGUAUUACGUGGAUUUUGGUGACAAUGGUUUGAUGAACAAAGAACAAGUACACUUGCUGAGAGGAGAUUUCCUGAGUCUGCCAUUCCAAGCCAUUGAAUGUUACCUUGCUAAUGUCAAACCAGUCGAUGAGACGUGGAGCGAACAGUCCUGUGAUGACUUUGAGGAGCUGAGCUAUUGCGCUCUGUGGAAGGUUGUUAUGGCCAAAACGAUUCGCUACCAACCCUCAGAGCGAGGCCUGAUCCCCUGCCUUCAUAUGAUAGACACUAACGGAGAACAGGAUGUUGACAUAAACGCGGAGAUGGUGAGGCGGGGAUACGCAGCCUGGGACCCGGAACCUCCACGAGUCAGCGCAGGGGGACUGGGGGACCUUAGCCAGGUAUCCAUUGACAACGAGGUCACGGAACGUAUAUAUUGGGCACGAAAGUUGGCAAAGAUACUGAAUGAGGGUGCCACGGGAACCAGCGACGGGUUGAUUCAGCUCCAGAGAUACAGACUUGGAUUGGAAGCAGACUCCAGCCUAAGAGAAUCCCUCCCGAUAUCAAGCCGCUACAUCAGCGAGCGUUCACGAACAAGCGACCUUUUUGCUCCCUGGAAAGACAGUGAAGAUCGGCUUAAUGCUGAACAAAGAAUCUGGAGAGGCGGCUUCGAUGAAAACACCUCGUCUCUGCAACAUGCAGAGACCGUGAGCAUCGGAGCUGAAACAUUUGCAUCAAGUUCUGCCGAAGCCAUGGCAACCUCGACGCUUAAAGAGACAGACUUUAUGUUCAAGAGCUCAAAGAGUGCUGGGAGCUCUACAUAUUUCUCAUCCAAUCAGAAUCAGAGAUUUUUUUCUAAUUUAGUGGAAGACAAUUAUGAAUUGCUUAAUAGUGAUACAAGACAUUCUAGUGACUUUUCCCAGGACGGACAUUCUCAUUUGAGGUCAGAACCACCAGUUGACUCAGGAGUACAGGAGUUAAAUUCUGAUUGGUUAACAGAACGCGGAUCUCUUAUGUCUUCAGAAGUCAUCCUCAGUACAAGUGGAGUUCACAGUCAGAGGAUUUCUGAGUUAGUGAAAACAACCAAGCUGAGAAGCGACGAGUUUCUUCAUUAUUCUGAAUGUAAUACUGUAGAAAAAGCGGCAAGUUCCCUGUCUCCAGAGAAAGAAAACUCACCAGUUAACAUAGAGAUUGUGAAUUCUACUGACCCCAGCCUCAGAAAGUCCGAAGAUAAAUUUUCCGAUGUGGAAAUGGUCGGUAAAAAGCUUUCCGACGAAGAUGACUUUGCCUUGGACAGCAUGAACGAUAGUUACGAAGAGACUGCCAAUGACAUUGGUUACAAAACAGAGGAAGAUUAUUCGUCUGGGUAUACAUCCCCAGGAGUCCUCUCCCCAGGGGAAGAAACACGCCCCCUGGUGAUUGACUCACCUGAGGAAAGGGGAACAACUCCAGAGGAGUUGGCAGUUUGGACUUCCCCUCCAGAAGUGUCUGCUGAUCCCAACACUGCCCGUCCAGAGAUGGACUCAGACAUGGAUCUGAGUGAGUCUAUGGCAGAUGUGAGGCAUUCGUUGGAACAGCAGAAACAAGUGCUAAAGGAACUGUUAGGUUUGGUUUCAGAGGCUGAAAAAGACUCGGCUCCAGAAAGACAUUCUGAAGCAGUUGAAGGUUCUUCCGUGGACUUCCGAGAUGGCGAGAAUUCUGUUCACUUAUCCAAGCAUUCUGUCGGAUACCUGUCAGUGGAAGAACAGCGAGAAGUCCGUAACGAGGUUGAAGACCACCGUGUGGACGAAUCCUCCAUGGUCACGGACAGUAUCUAUGGAUCAGACCGCACAGAAACAAUGCGUUCUGCUUCCUCAACAGACCUUACCACCACAGACACACUGACGUCAGGGUAUGGUGAGGACAGCUACGGACUAGAUCAUUUAGGUCUUCCCUCAGAUCAAGAUGUUUCAAAGUCACAUGAAGGUGACCAGGAAAUGGACUUGAGCUCUUCCAUGGCCAAUGUGAAGCAGUCCAUACAGCAACAGAAGAAUGUCCUACACGAAUUAUUAGGCCUGGUGGCAGAAGCAGAACGUGACGUUGAAGACACAGAACCUGUUCGAGGGAAUAUCACAGGUGAUGAGAACCAAGAAUUUUUUGACCCCCAUGAACCGGACAAGACGUUAAAAAAAUUAAAGAUUCCAGGUAGUAACGAGGAUCGGUCACCGACUGACAGGUCGUCUGAAGAUAGACUGCUUUUGUCUAAAACAGAUGGAGCUUUUUCCACGUCAGACGAUACAAGAGGCUCAGUAACUGAUGAUACUGUCCAAGGAUCACUCACUUGCCACCCAGAUGUUCAUGACCCAAAGAGUCGGGAUACUCAGGGACAAGCAAAACGUGAACAAAUUCUAAGUGAAAAUGAAAGAAAAGAGAUUGUAGAAACCACCCAUAACGUGUGCAUGUGGGAAUCUAGAGAAGAAUGGGGAGAAAUUGAGCAGCGCAAUGUGGUCUCCAUCUCAGGAGAAGUGAGUGAUAUCGAGCGAUCAGUGGACAAUGCAUGUGUAUCAGGCUUCGAAAGAUAUGCUGUGGCAGGAAAGGAAUCAUUUCCAGAGGUUUGUGUUGACCUGGAUGAUAGGGAGAAAAGUUUUGGUGCGGUAGCAAUUCCAGAAAAUCCUGACCAAAGAGCCCCAACUGAUCGUUCAUCUGAAGACAGGCAUCUUGUUGCCAGUGGUGAAGGCGUACCCUCUACAUCCGGUAGUGUGACUGAUUUUGAACGGGAUAUUGAAGAGGGCGAUGCAUUAGUGUACAAUGACAAAGUAGUAGAUACACAAAGGGAAAAUCUAGAGAGCUGUGUGGACAAGGCAUUAUAUCCUGACCAAACGUGGUUUGAUUCUGAGAGUAGAGACCAGAGUUUUGCGAAAGGUGUGCGUGAAUCGAUUGAGCAGCAGAGAAGCACAGUUCAGGAGUUGUUAGACUUAAUGGGUAGAGAGAGUAGUCCCGGAUCUUCAGUGGACCAGAUGGUUGAAGUGAAAGAUAAUGAGAAAUUCUUUGAUCCACAUCAGCCCGACAGAACACUUGAUGACCUUCGGAUCCCAGGUGAUGUGAAGGAUAGAACGGCAAUUGACUUCUUUGCAGAGGACAGACAUCGUUUGGCCAGAGGAGAUGGGGCAUUAGCCAAAGCAGGCCGUCGAGAAAGAUAUACAGGCUCCGAUGUGGACGGAGAUCGUUCAUGGCUGGUAAAGAGUGGUGACGAUGUUGACGACGUGGUUGCCAAUACAGGUGCAAUAGUAGAUACCACAGAUGUUGUGCUUGGGGAUAUCUGGGAAGAAAAAGAGCAAGAGAUCGACAGGCGAGAAGAAAUGUUGGACAACGGAGACGCGGUAUUAGGAGAGAGGCCUGUUCUGUCACCAGUAAACAGCAAACACAGAGACGAGCUUAAAAACUCUGAACCGAGGAAAUUACCUAGUGAGAAUGAGCUAAACACUACACAAAGUGUGGAGGUGAUGGCAAACAGAAUUGCACAAGAUGUGUAUGCCAUCUCAGAGGAUGUGGGCAGUUCAGCGGCAAACAUUCCAGUAUUAGACUCUACGAGUGCCAAAGAACUUCCCACUUCUACAGAAAUUACCUCGGAUGAGACAAAAACGGACACAGUUGACAUUUCUUCUAGAUCAGAGGUGUCCCAGACUUCAGAAACUGACACCAUAAAAGAUUCAGAGAAACAAGGAUAUACCCAAAGCCAAGAGGAAAGCAAGCCCGACACAUCUGUGUGGAAUACACUGUCUGGUUGGUUUAGAUUCAGAGGCACUUCAAAUCAGUCAGCAGAUAAUUCACAGGAAACUCAGGUUGGAAGAGGACCAGAACCCACUGAAAGUGAGUCAACCGAAUUUGAUGAGGAAAAACGCAUCAUGGAGCUUAUUGACGGCUUUGAUGAUUUACAUCUGGUUGAAGAUGUUAAGGAAGGUUCUGUUGAAACGCAGAUCACAGAAGUUUCUCUUGACACCGAGGAGCCAUUGGAGAAGAAAGGGGAUACUGAAGAUGCAAAACAUUUUGACAGUGUGAAAAAGGAAAAUGAUGAAUGCUACGAAGCUACCCAACAGGUCUUGCAACAGGAAACUGAAACAAGUGUGAGAGAUGCACCUGAAGGACUCCAAUCCGGUGAAAGUGUUGCGAGUAAACCGUUAAAUGUGAUAGAUGAUAAGUCUGUGAUAAACGAUGUGAAUGAAGAAGAAGUUGACUCUGACUCUGAAAACGAUAAAUUUGAAGAUACAAGUCGCGAUGAAACGACUACUGAACCGAACCUUUUAUUUGAUGCUCUGCAUAAACCUGAAAUGGAAGUCGAGACAGAAAUCACAGAUAAAGCUUUGUCAUUGCCAAGUGAUCAGAGUUCUGUGACUGUCCAAAAACCCGACGUAGGUAUGACCAUUGAGGAUAAAUCUGAUGUUACGUGUGAGGAACAGAAAUAUUUUGAUGAUCUAUUAACAGAUAAUAAUGCUCCAACAAAAGAUACAGACAUCGGGAUCUCGGCCUUGGAUCAAAAUGAUGUUGGAUUAAGUCCUCCUUUCAUAUCAGAUAGAGAACACAUUGAUGUUAAUGAAGAUAAACAAACAGGAUCUGAUGAUGCUUCUGUUGUUACACCAUCGUUAAGCAAUGAUGUGGAACGGCAAAACUUUGUAUCUGUCGACCACUAUGAACAAUUCUUACCCACUACAACCAGAGAAGAAUUUGUUAAAAAGCCAGAGCAUACCAUUGCUAAAAGUACGGCAGUAGUUGAAGAGGCGGUUGUGCUUGAGGAAGACAUCAGCGAUAUUACAGGAAGUAUAACUGAAGAAGCUAAAGAAAACCUAACUUUGAGCGCUAGUGACCCGGAGAACAUACCCGAUGCAGGAGGCGAAGAUAUACUUGAUAACGAAGGACACAGAGAGAUAAUGACGUCUGAAGAUGUUGACACUUCAGAUACUUUUGUCAGCGACAAAGACAUUUCAAAUGUAAACAACGUUGGGACUGGAAACGAAGAUGUGCCUAACAAAGAGGUUUUGAAUGAUGGUGCGUUCCAAGAUGUAAAGCAGUCUUCGUUAACAGAAGAUAUGGAACCUGGUAGCACUGAAAAAGAGACAUUCCAGGAUUUGAAAGAUUCUCAGUCUUCGCCCACAGACCUUGUGACGCCCAAGUUCUCAGAUGAUACAGAGAAAGUUGGAGUUUUUCCAACGGAGGGGCCUCAAGACAAGACCGUAGGUGGCAUGUCAGCUGAGGAAACAUCAGUUCCUCAAGAAAACAAUGAACAAAGAGGUGAAGUGGAAGCCACUUUACGACAACUAUCUUCACAGAAACAAACCAAUAUUUCAUUUGGCGACGAAAAGAACUUACCUCACGACACAUGCAUAGCUUCAGGAAAUAUUGAAACUGUCCAUACUGAGGGCAUCUCUUCUGAAGAGCAGUCUUCCAACCGUACAUGUAAACCUAGCGACGGACAUGGAGAUGAUUCAUCUGGGUGGGAUGCCCUUCCCAGUUGGCGUGGAGGUUCACAGCAGAAGUCCCAACUACAGGUUUGUGAGACAUCCCAGUUAACUACCUUCGAAGGAACUAACAUAACGUCAGAAGAAUCAGUAGAUGUCUUCCAGGAAGAAAGCUUAUCUGCAGAACAUGAACUUGAUACUGAAAUAACUAGAGACGAUACGAAAUCUGUACCAGAAGAUUCUGUUCAGACAAAUGAAGUUGAAAAAGAAUCCAAAGCCAGCUGGAACUUUUUGCCCAAGUGGAUGAGAUCAGAUCCAAAAGAAACCAAACCAGACAAAAUGCAUAGCACACCCACUCAAGAUUCUGUGGGACAAAUCGAUCCCGCAAAUGCAGGAGAUGGUGAAGUAAGUGAUAAUGUAGCGGACUCAUCAAGGAUUGGAGAAGAAAGUCAAGAUUGCAAAGAAGCUGGCCUGGAAGAUGCUGUUGCGGAAGGUGCAGAUGAGGAAGUGUCUGUAGAGUCUUCACCUGCAUGGAGCUUCUUCCCAAGUUGGAUGAGGAGAUCAAAACCUCUGGAAACCAAACAAAAGGAUAUGCAGAAGACAGCCUUUCCAGAUACAACAGCAUUAAGUGAAACGAUUUGUGUAGAAGAGGAUGCAAACAUUCCUGCAGGCGGUGAACCUGCUUCCAAAUUGUCUUCAGAGAGUGCUGAAACCCGUGAUGUACUGGAAUUUCCUGAUAGCCAAGAAUGGUUAGAUGAAACAUCUGCCAUGGAAGCAGAGAUAUUUACCGAAAAUGAAACCAGAAAUACUACGCCAGCUAGUACAGAAGUUUUACUUACUUCAGUAGAAAUGUCCACGGCUGCAACUGGAAGCGUAAUAGAGCAUGAAAGCUCUAUUGAGAGGGAAGCUAAAGAUGUUUCUCUUCAAGCAGCGGCGCUUGAAAUUCCAGCCGCAAGUCGUGCUGUUAGAGCUCAGACGCCAAGCAUGUUGGAAAUGUUUGACGAGCUUGAGGCUGACCAUGUCGAUGCAGUAGGAAAAUACAAGGACAUUGUUCACAUGACUGCAGAAGAACUAGAGUCUUAUGGUGAAGUUGCUGCUAUAACUGAAAAUGUGGACUUUUUGGACGAAGAUUCCGAGGACCAUUCAAAUGUCAGUGUAUCUGUGACAACUGAUGUACAGCCUGAGGAAGAGGCUGCAUCCACCACGACAGUUGGUGUCUUGGAAGAAAGUGUGGAAACAGAGAAUCUGUCCGAAAACCCUAAUAAGGAAAAUCUCGACUGGCAGCAAGCUUGGAUGUCAGAUGAAUCUCAACAAGAUAGCUGUGCAGCACAGGCUAUCGUGACUGAACAAGAUGCUGUUGGUCACGAAAAACUAGUAACAGAAGAUCAACAGUUCACAGCAAACGAUGCCGCAAACAGCGAAAAUGUUCAUGAUAAAACCAAACCCGAAGUGCAGUUUGAAACAAGCAUGGGUAUUCUUCCAGAUGAAAAGCACACAUCCAGCACUUUGUCUGAAGGAAAAUCAGUUCAGAGUCCAGAAGAAAGAUUGCGAUUAGCACAUAAAGAGAUCUAUGAACAAAUAUUAGGCCAGUCUGAAGUUACAUCACAAGCUUCUUUGUCUGGAGUCGACCUAAUGCAGGAUAACAUAUUGGUGGAACAAGCAGCUUUGUUUAGACUUGAGUCGGAAGCAGGCCACUUCGCGGUUAUGCUGGAAGGGAUGUCUCAAGAAAGACCGACACAAACUUUUCAUCCAGAAGAAACAGCUACAUCGGAAAUUCGGGUUGACGAAGAAGAAAUAUCAGAAAGUCAACAGACACCUGAAAGUAAGUCAGAAGAAGUUAUUGUAUCCGAAGGUCACAUGGAAGAUUCACUUGUAUGUGAAAGAGUGACACCAGAAAAGACGCCUGAUGUGACCGUUCGGGAAAACCCGAUAGAAGUAUUGUCAUCUGAAACAGAUUUGAUGCAGGACACAUUAGAUGAAGACAAGCAGGUUGCUUUUAAAUUGCAGAUAAAGUCAGAAAGCUUUGCUGUGAUUUUGGAAGAUGUUUCAUCAGAUGAUCAGCCCGAAGAAUUGCUCGAAUCUGACAGUCCCCAAGAAAAACUGUCAAUGAAAGUAUUAUCGGAAAAUCAGCAAGAACAAACGCAGAUAGCAGAAAAUGAACGAGAAGAAACGCUGAUUUCAGAAAUUGAGGCAAAUGAUACUGGACCAACAGAAAGUAAGAUGGGAACAAGUGUUUGUGCAUGGUCAGAAACACCAUUACAAGAAAAUCAAACAGAGAUAUUACCAACACCUGAAAGUCAACAAAGUACUAUGGGCCAAUCUGAGGAACCAAGGAUAGCAAGAGGUCAACCAGGAGAAAUAUUCGAAUCAGAAAUCCUCAUGGAAGACUCUCCUGUAUUGGACAGUGCACGAGUUGAAAAAUCUGUUGUGGAAAGCCAUGUUGAAGACGUGUCUGCGUCUAAAAUAGAUUUUAUGCAGGACACCUUAGGCGUAGAUCCGCAAACUCUGUUAAGGUUACAGACGCCAUCAGAAGGUGUUGAUGUGAAACAAGUUUUCUCAUCGGAAGAUGUACCAGAUAAUUUGCCAGGAUCGGUCAGGCCUCUGGAAGAAACAGAAUAUCCUGAAAACAAAACAGCAAUAUCAGAGAGUCAGUCAGUGGAGACGGGAGAAUUAGAAACUGGAGAAGUGAAGGUACUAGAUCAUAAAUCACAUGAAAUAUCAGAAAGUAGGGUAAAUCAGAUGGAAGAUAAAGAAACAGAAGAAACUCCACCAGAAGUAACUCUGAUAUCAGAUAGUAGGGUAAAUCAGAUGGAAGAUAAAGAAACAGAAGAAACUCCACCAGAAGUAACUCUGAUAUCAGAAAGUAGGGUAAAUCAGAUGGAAGAUAAAGAAACAGAAGAAACUCCACCAGAAGUAACUCUGAUAUCAGAAAGUAGGGUAAAUCAGAUGGAAGAUAAAGAAACAGAAGAAACUCCACCAGAAGUAACUCUGAUAUCAGAAAGUAGGGUAAAUCAGAUGGAAGAUAAAGAAACAGAAGAAACUCCACCAGAAGUAACUCUGAUAUCAGAAAGUAGGGUAAAUCAGAUGGAAGAUAAAGAAACAGAAGAAACUCCACCAGAAGUAACUCUGAUAUCAGAUAGUAGGGUAAAUCAGAUGGAGGAUAAAGAAACAGAAGAAACUCCACCAGAAUUAACUCUGAUAUCAGAAAGUAGGGUAAAUCAGAUGGAAGAUAAAGAAACAGAAGAAACUCCACCAGAAGUAACUCUGAUAUCAGAAAGUAGGGUAAAUCAGAUGGAAGAUAAAGAAACAGAAGAAACUCCACCAGAAUUAACUCUGAUAUCAGAAAGUAGGGUAAAUCAGAUGGAAGAUAAAGAAACAGAAGAAACUCCACCAGAAGUAACUCUGAUAUCAGAAAGUAGGGUAAAUCAGAUGGAAGAUAAAGAAACAGAAGAAACUCCACCAGAAGUAACUCUGAUAUCAGAUAGUAGGGUAAAUCAGAUGGAAGAUAAAGAAACAGAAGAAACUCCACCAGAAGUAACUCUGAUAUCAGAAAGUAGGGUAAAUCAGAUGGAAGAUAAAGAAACAGAAGAAACUCCACCAGAAGUAACUCUGAUAUCAGAUAGUAGGGUAAAUCAGAUGGAAGAUAAAGAAACAGAAGAAACUCCACCAGAAGUAACUCUGAUAUCAGAUAGUAAGCCAGAACAAGUCCUUGUAUCAGACACCGAUUCUCUUUUAUUAAAAGGUGUGACAGAAGGAAAACCAUCAGACACGACGGUUGUUCAAAAUGAGGCCAAAGAAGUAUUACCUGAAAGGGAUUUGGUUCAGGACACCUUAGGUGAAGAACAGCAUGUUGUUUUUAGAUUACAAACCCAAGCAGAACGUUUUGCUGUGAUGUUGGAAGAUGUUGCAGUAGAAAGUCAACCAGAAGAAACUGUGGAAUCAGAAAGACUAUUAAACGAAACAUCAAUAUCUGAAAUUAUGCUGGAGGAUGUCCACGAAUCAGAAACCUGGACAUCUGAAAAGCAACCAAAAGAAGCACUACUACCAGAAAGUCAGUCAGCACAUACACAGCCAACAGAACACAGAACAGAAGAAACGUUUGUGGGAAGUCAGGUAAAUGAUACUGGCGAAACAGAAAGAGACAAACAAGACAGUCAUCCGGAAGUAGCAUUGUUAGCAGAUAGCAGGGCAAAAGAAGCUCUCGUAUCAGAGCUUGAGCGUCAAGUAGAGAAUGUGAUAAAAGAUAUGCCAUCAGACAUAACAGGUACGGAAAGCCAGGCAGAAGUGUUAUCUGCAACAGAUUUGGUAGAGGACACGUUCUGUGAGGACCAGCAUUCUGUAUUCAGAUUGCAGACACAGGCAGAUGGCCAUGCUGUCACGCUGGAAGAUUUUUCAUCAGCGUAUCAGCCAGAGGAUUUAACGGUCUGUGAUAGUCUUCAAGAAAAAACUGUGAUAUCAGAAAGUCAGUCUGAACCGAAAGAUGUAUCAGAAUAUGAACCAGAAGUAUCAUUGAUAUCAGAAAACCGGUUAAAUGAGGCUGAAAAACCAGAAAGUCAAACAGCAUUAUUGCCAUUAGAAGUGGAACUGGAAGGAGUCCUGACAAAUGAGCGUGGAGAAAACGAAAGGUGUGACAUUCAGCAGCAUGAAACACAAUCUUCAGUAUUCUUGUCAGAAGAAGCUCAAGUAUCGAAAGAAAAUAUGGAAGAUUCACUUGUAAUUAAAAGUGAGACACCAGGAAAAACAUGUAACAUGGCAGGAAGCCUAGUGGACCAUGUGUUAUGUGAAACAGAUUUGGUACAGGACACAUUAGGAGACGAUCAAAAGACUGUUUUUAGAUUGAAGACACAAGCAGAAGGCAUUGCAGUGAUGUUAGAUGCUCCUUGUGCAGAAGAGGAUUUGUCAGAAAAUCAAACAGUUGAAAUACUGGCAUCUGGUUAUCUUCAAGAAAAUACCAAGACCUCACAAAGUCCAUCUGAAGAAUUAUCAAUUAGAGAAAGUGAGCCAGGAGAGAGCGAGGAAUUCGAAAGUGAGCGAGCAGAAACAGUGAUUCCAGAAACACAAACAGGUGCGAGUAACACAUCAGAAAUCCCAGAAGCACUGGCAACAGUCGUCCAACAAAAAGAAACCUUGAUAACAGAUAUCCAGGAAGUGAAAACAUGGGACAAGCAGCCAGAAGAAAUACUUAUUUCAGAUGUCAGAUUAGAAGACCCUUUGAUAGAACAUAUUCUUAAAGAAGAAUCUGAAAACCAACCUAAAGAAACAACAUUCGUAGGCCAGUCUGAAAUAGCACAAACUCCAGAAAAUCAAGAAGGUACCCUAGAAAGCCUAUCGGAGGAAACCUGUACAUCAAAGAAUCAGUCAGAUGUGCUCGUAUCGAGAAAUCUGACGGAAGAUUCACUUUUGACAGAAAGUGUACCAGAUGAAAACACUUCGGAAACCAGUGAUAUUCAAAGCCAGUUGGAAGAAGUUUGUGGAUCUGAAACCGAUUUGAUACUGGACACCUUAGGUGAAGACCAGCGGGCUGUUUUUAAGUUACAGACACAGGUGGAAAGCUUUGCUGUGAUGGUUGAUGCUUCCCCUCUGGAACAUGUUUUAUUAUCAGAAAAGCAAGCAGAAGAAUCUCGGCCAUUAGAAAAUGAACAAGGGGAUACAGUAUUAAUGUCACAGAGUCAGGCAGCAGAAAUACUGAUAUUAGAAAGUCAGACUAGUGAGAGUGGAGCAGCGGAGUAUCUGACAGAAGAAACAGCAUUUGACAGGCAACUGGAAGAAGCUCUGAUUAGAAAGAAACAACAAGAAGAAAUGUACAUCAGUACUGAAGAAGAAACUGUCAUAUCAUAUUGUCUCCCGGAGUUGUCGGAAAGUCUACAAAAAGAGACACAUUUGUCGGAAAGCCAGUCAGAUGAAAUAUCGGUAUGUGAAACUAAUUUGCUUCAAGAUGAGUCAUUUGAAUCCCAGCAUGAAAUCUUCAGGCUUCAGUCACAAGCUUCAAGUAUUCCAGUGAUGAUAAGUCAGCCUUCACAAGCGAGAAGUUUCAUACACCGUGAACAAACGGAAGAAAACUUUAAGUCAGAACCAGUCGUGAUGUCAAAAAGUGAACAAACAGUUACUGGUCAGGAGCGGAGAGACGAGAGCACCAUGGAAGACAUUUUUCAACCUAAUGGAGAUGACCAAACAAGGGUUGAUACUGUCAGCAAAGUCAUAGCUGUUUCUGAUCUUCAAAAUUUAUCGGAGACUGCAGUCACACACCACGAAGAUGUUUUGAUUGGUAAUGCAACUAUUUUCUCAGCCUUUGAUGAGCUUGAAGAGGAUCACACCCAAAUGCUGGACAACAGCAGAGCAGUGACUGCAGAUAGCGAAUACCCAGAAAUUCCAGUUGUAGGUUCUUCGUAUCUAAGACCAUCACUUAGCUCUGACAAUUCAGCUUCUGCUUUGGAUGGUGAAUCCAACAGUUGGGAAGAUCUUGUUGAUAAUGAAUCUGACGUUGAAGUAGGAAUUGAUGCUGUUGCAUUUGAAAAUGAUGAGAGUAUGGAUUCAACCAUUCCAGGCAAAGAGGAUAAAAGACCACUUGAGGAACAAAUUGCAGAAGUCGACUGCGCUGUAAUCGGAGAAAUCGAAGAUUCAAAACCAGCUUUUGUCACAUUGGAAGAAAAUGCCAGAAGAAACCUUGAAGAUCAAGUUGAUGAGAUCGAUAAGCUUUUGGAUAAUGAAAUUUUCAUCAAUCAGAGUUUGCAUUCUCCUUCCUUGACAGAAGACAUCAGUAAUGGCUUAGUUUUCCAGACUGAGUCAGAUUCUUCUGUAUUAGCAGCAACAAGUGCAGUGACAGAGAUUGGUAACAAUAUUCCGUCAACCGUUUCUGAAGCUUGUAUUCAGGAUGAUUCAUGGAACCAAGACAAAUCAGAACUAAAUUCGGGACAAUCAGGCAGUAUUACCACUCAUGAAUUUGAGCCACAAGCACCUGCUGAGACACAGGCUUCGUCUAUCAACGGGAUUUUUGAUUCAGAACCUGUAGAUGUUGAUCAGGAAGUGGAAGUGGAGUUGAAAGCCAGUGAUAAACUUGAGGCAGAAGCACCUGCUGAGACACAGGCAUCGUCGAUCAAAGAGACUUUGGAUUCACAACCUGUAGAUGUUGAUCAGGAAGUGGAAAUGGAGUUGAAAGCCAGUGAUAAACUUGAGGCACAAGUACCUGCUGAAACAAAGGCAUCGUUGAUCAAAGAGACUUUUGAUUUAGAACCUGUAGAUGUUGAUCAGGAAGUGGAAAUGGAGUUGAAAGCCAGUGAUAAACUUGACGCACAAGUACCUGCUGAAACAAAGGCAUCGUUGAUCAAAGAGACUUUUGAUUCAGAACCUGUAGACGUUCAUCAGGAAGUGGAAAUGGAGUUGAAAGCCAGUGAUAAACUUGAGGCACAAGCACCUGCUGAAACAAAGGCACCGUUGAUCAAAGAGACUUUUGAUUUAGAACCUGUAGAUGUUGAACAGGAAGUGGAAAUGGAGUUGAAAGCCAGUGAUAAACUUGAGCCACAAGUACCUGCUGAAACAAAGGCAUCGUUGAUCAAAGAGACUUUUGAUUCAGAACCUGUAGAUGUUGAACAGGAAGUGGAAAUGGAGUUGAAAGCCAGUGAUAAACUUGAGGCACAAGCACCUGCUGAAACACCGGCAUCGUCGAUCAAAGAGACUUUGGAUUCAGAACCUGUAGAUGUUGAACAGGAAGUGGAAAUGGAGUUGAAAGCCAGUGAUGACUGCUCUGAGCCAUCUAGAUCGUUAAUCCCAGGAACCCCGCUGACUCAGGAGCAGUCUCAGCUAGUUGAUGACCUUUGCUCUGUAUACUACCAAAGAGAAAUGGCUUUAAGGUCACCUGUUCUUGGUGAGCCUGUGGCAGUUUCUAGUGCAAAUGUCGCUGAAAUGAUGGCUGCCAAUGAAAGUAUUAACAAACAAUAUAUGAACACGGAUGAGUUAGCGAAGACCUCUCCAGAUGAAGUGUCACAAAAUGAAAAACACGUUUUAGAUGAACACCUGGCUAUUCUAGGGAAUGAAACUGCAGGAGUAACAGAAAGUGGCGCCGAUGUUGAUAAUUCGGUUACAACUCGUCACGAAAGCCCAACAGUAGAAGAGGCAAGUCCUGACAACUCUCCUGCUGUUUCAAGAGCUGACGUCGCAGAAAUGAUUGCAGUCAAUGAGAAAAUCACUGAGCAGUACAAGAACAGGUGUGAAAUGCCCAACAUACCUGGUGGUAAUGGUAACGAAACAUCUGAAGAAGAGUUAGAAAGCUUGGAAUCUACCGAGCAAAGCUAUGCGGCCACCAGGGAAGCUAUGGAAUCCAUUGAAGGUGGAAUGAGGACAGAGUAUUUUACAUACUCUGAAGAAAGUGCGACUAAAGAGUUAGUCACUAGUAUAGGUGACCAGACUGUGAACACAUCGGAAACCAGAGACAAAUAUAGGCCAGAUACAUCACAUGUUUCACCCUUUGGAACCAGCAGAAGGAAAAUUGACAAAGAAAGUUUUGAUUAUUCAAGUGAAGAAGACUAUCAGUCUGCUGAAGAAGUAGAUCAGGGACCUCAGAUUCCCAUCAUUACACUGACAUCAACAGAUCAGUUCUCCCCAACAGAAGACUCCAAAGAACUUUUCUUCGUCGAAACUGAAGAAGGAAUGACAGACGACGUCCAGGAGUCCAACAACUUGGAUGAUAUCUCAAGUUUGGAUGCUCUUGGAGGAGAUUUAGGUGAUAUGUAUGUUUCCGAUAACUUGUCCCAAUGCUCUGAACACUCUGUGAGAUACUUCGAGCUAGACGAGGCUACCGCAGAGGCACCGUUUGAACCAAGGUCACCAAUCGAAGGAAACAUUAGACCUGCUGGUGGGUACUACGGAAGCCACAGCGAUGGGUUUGACUUUGUAGCUCCUGUCCGAGGGCGAGAAACAGAAUGGAAAACUGACAUCAGCGCUGACAAAGAAGUAAAGGAAAGUCUAACACUUAGUGUCACGGAUGGGUAUUCUUCUGAUAGCAUGUCCGUUGAAAGCCUGGAAGCAAGCUUUGACGAGGACGAUAUGCUGCCUGUUGAGAUAACAAAAACAAACCACAUCCCCCCGACAGCAUUACCAGGACUAGAAGACAGAUUCAUGGGAAUUGUGGAGGAAGAAUCUGCUUUACAUGUCACAGAAGUCAAAAGUCUUGACCACGUAGAAAACCUGCAAACUAAUCAGGUUAUGGCUGUUUUGGAAGCUCAGCAAUCACUCCCCGUUGAACUUGUCUCUGAAGAAGUGGAGAUGGUGUGUCCUGGGAGUACGGAUACGAAGGAUGCAACUGAAACUUUUGUGGACGAAGACGUUGAACCAGAAGAUGCACCAAAGAUCAAGGAGAUCACGGAGAAGAGUCUUGUGUCUGAACCUUUGGAGUAUGUUGAACAUGCCAUUAAAAAGCAGGACUCGUGCGUGGCAUCUUUAACCAUGCAGGAAGUCCAACAAACGGUUUCUGGAGCACAUUCUGGGUUAACAGAAGAAAUGGAGAUACAUGAUACGAGUGAAGAGAUUGGAGUAUCCCAGAAACCAGUCGAGGACUUUGAUGAUGAACCAGCAAAUGAAGAAUUUAGGCCAAUGGAGACAGAAGACAAAGUUGCCAUUGAAGUUAGACAGGAUCCGCCAUUUAACACAGACACAUCAAAACAAGACCUAUCAUUAGGCCAAAUUACACUUGAUGAAACAGGUCUAGUCGUAACUGAGAGCCAAGAAUGUAUAGAUGGUAUGGAGAAUUCUGCACCUAAAGAUGAGAGCAUGUUUAGAGACAAAGAAGCUUUCAUGCCUGUAGAUUACGACUCUGCAGAAUCUGGAAAUCAAGAUGAGUAUGAGUUGAGUAGUCCAAUGGGCGAAAAUUGCGAAAUUCAACCCGACGAUGAACAUGUGUGUGAAAAGGAGCAAGACGAACACUUCAUGAUUGGGAUACCAGUACCAGAGGAAGAGGACAAACCCCAGAAAACAGAGGAAGAACUUGUAACUGAAAAGUUAGUUCUGGGGGAAGAAGUUGCAACUGAUGCAACACCAGAAGAAAGAACUAAAUACCUAGAGCAAGAACAAGUAAACACAACUGAUAAAUCAGAACAGGAAAAAGUCAAAACGGAGGAGCUAGUAGCCAUGGAUGAAGUGAUGUCCAAAAACACACUUGAACCUGAAGAAGAGAAAGGUGAGACCACAAAGAAGUUGGGCCAAGGUGUGACACGAGAGGAGUCAAAGCAAGACACAGAUUUCACAAUUGAGAAACUAAAUCAUGAUAUCACAGUAGAGACAACAAAACAAGACUUUGAUGACACCACUCAAAAUUAUCACCUAGACGUGACUGUUGAGGAAUCACUAAAACAUGAAGAAUAUACGAUUGAGACACCAGAACAACCUGGAGAUGUGAGAACUGGAGAACAACAAACAGGGGAAGCUGAUAAAACUGAGACUUUAGGAGAUGUUGACGUUGUAAGAACUGAAGAACUUGAAUAUGUGUCAACCGAUAAAGCAGGAGAUAACGUUCUAACUGCUGAAGAACAAGCAGUCGCUACUAAGAAACCAGAACAAGAUGUAGAAACUGCAAUCAGAACGGAAAAGCCAGAAAAAGAUGUAGCAGUUGAAAGAGCAGGACAAGAAGUCGCAUGGUUAGAACCAGAUGCUUAUGUCAUAACUGAGAUCCCAGUCCAAGAAAGAGAUAUAUAUAUCACAGCAGAGAAACCAGUAAGUGAUGAAAUAUCAUUAGAAAAACCUGUGCUCGACGAAGACAUCAGAGCAGAGAAACCAGUGCAGGAUAAGAUCGCAGCAGAAAAACCUGUUCUCGACGAAGACAUCACAGCAGAGACACCUGUACAAGAACAGAUCACAGCAGAGGAAGCAGUACUGGGUGAAGAGUUGACAACAGACAAACCAGUUCAAUCUGAAGAGAUCUUAGCAGAGAAACCUGAACUAGACGAAACCAUCUCAGCAGAAAAACCAGUACAAGUGGAAGAUAUCACAGCAGAGAAACAAGUACAAGAUGAAGAGAUCACAGCAGAGGAAGCAGUACUGGAUGAAGAGAUCACAGCAGAGAAACCAGUACUGGAUGAAGAUGUCCAAGCAGAGAAACUAGUACUAGAUGAAGAGAUCACAGCAGAGGAAGCAAUACUGGAUGAAGAGAUGACAACAGAGAAACCAGUUCAAUAUGAAGAGAUCUUAGCAGAGAAACCUGAACUAGACGAAACCAUUUCAGCAGAAAAACCAGUACAAGAGGAAGAGAUCACAGCAGAGGAAGCAGUACAAGAUGAAGAUAUCACAGCAGAGAAACCAGUACAAGAUGAAGAUAUCACAGCAGAGAAACCAGUACUGGAUGAAGAGAUCACAGCAGAGAAACCAGUUCAAUAUGAAGAAAUCUUAGCAGAGAAACCUGAACUAGACGAAACCAUUUCAGCAGAAAAACCAGUACAAGUGGAAGAUAUCACAGCAGAGAAACAAGUACAAGAUGAAGAGAUCACAGCAGAGGAAGCAGUACUGGAUGAAGAGAUCACAGCAGAGAAACCAGUACUGGAUGAAGAUGUCCAAGCAGAGAAACUAGUACUAGAUGAAGAGAUCACAGCAGAGAAACCAGUACUGGAUGAAGAGAUCACAGCAGAGGAAGCUGUACAAGAUGAAGAUAUCACAGCAGAGGAAGCAGUACUAGAUGAAGAUAUCACAGCAGAGAAACCAGUACUGGAUGAAGAGAUCACAACAGAGAAACCAGUACUGGAUGAAGAUGUCCAAGCAGAGAAACUAGUACUAGAUGAAGAGAUCACAGCAGAGAAACAAGUACAAGAUGAAGAGAUCACAGCAGAGAAACAAGUACAAGAUGAAGAGAUCACAGCAGAGGAAGCAGUACUGGAUGAAGAGAUCACAGCAGAGAAACCAGUACUGGAUGAAGAUGUCCAAGCAGAGAAACUAGUACUAGAUGAAGAGAUCACAGCAGAGAAACCAGUACUGGAUGAAGAGAUCACAGCAGAGGAAGCUGUACAAGAUGAAGAUAUCACAGCAGAGGAAGCAGUACUAGAUGAAGAUAUCACAGCAGAGAAACCAGUACUGGAUGAAGAGAUCACAACAGACAAACCAGUUCAAUAUGAAGAGAUCACAGCAGAGGAAGCAGUACAAGAUGAAGAUAUCACAGCAGAGGAAGCAGAAGCAGUACUAGAUGAAGAUAUCACAGCAGAGAAACCAGUACUGGAUGAAGAGAUCACAACAGACAAACCAGUUCAAUAUGAAGAGAUCACAGCAGAGGAAGCAGUACAAGAUGAAGAUAUCACAGCAGAGAAACCAGUACAAGAGGAAGAUAUCACAGCAGAGAAACCAGUACUGGAUGAAGAUAUCACAGCAGAGAAACCAGUUCAAGAUGAAGAGAUCACAGCAGAGGAAGCAGUACUGGUUGAAGAUAUCACAGCAGAGAAACCAGUACUGGAUGAAGAGAUCACAGCAGAGAAACCAGUUCAAUAUGAAGAGAUCUUAGCAGAGAAACCUGAACGAGACGAAACCAUUUCAGCAGAAAAACCAGUACAAGAGGAAGAGAUCACAGCAGAGGAAGCAGUACAAGAUGAAGAUAUCACAGCAGAGAAACCAGUACAAGAUGAAGAUAUCACAGCAGAGAAACCAGUACUGGAUGAAGAGAUCACAGCAGAGAAACCAGUUCAAUAUGAAGAGAUCUUAGCAGAGAAACCUGAACUAGACGAAACCAUUUCAGCAGAAAAACCAGUACAAGAGGAAGAUAUCACAGCAGAGAAACCAGUACAAGAGGAAGAUAUCACAGCAGAGAAACCAGUACUGGAUGAAGAUAUCACAGCAGAGAAACCAGUUCAAUAUGAAGAGAUCACAGCAGAGGAAGCAGUACUGGUUGAAGAUAUCACAGCAGAGAAACCAGUACUGGAUGAAGAGAUCACAGCAGAGGAAGCAGUACAAGAUGAAGAUAUCACAGCAGAGGAAGCAGUACUAGAUGAAGAUAUCACAGCAGAGAAACCAGUACUGGAUGAAGAGAUCACAACAGACAAACCAGUUCAAUAUGAAGAGAUCACAGCAGAGGAAGCAGUACAAGAUGAAGAUAUCACAGCAGAGGAAGCAGUACUAGAUGAAGAUAUCACAGCAGAGAAACCAAUACUGGAUGAAGAGAUCACAGCAGAGGAAGGAAUACUGGAUGAAGAGAUCACAGCAGAGAAACCAGUUCAAUAUGAAGAGAUCUUAGCAGAGAAACCUGAACUAGACGAAACCAUUUCAGCAGAAAAACCAGUACAAGAUGAAGAUAUCACAGCAGAGAAACCAGUACAAGAGGAAGAUAUCACAGCAGAGAAACCAGAAGCAGUACUGGAUGAAGAUAUCACAGCAGAGAAACCAGUACUGGAUGAAGAGAUCACAGCAGAGGAAGCAGAACGAGAUGAAGAUAUCACAGCAGAGGAAGCAGUACUAGAUGAAGAUAUCACAGCAGAGAAACCAGUACUGGAUGAAGAGAUCACAGCAGAGAAACCAGUUCAAUAUGAAGAGAUCUUAGCAGAGAAACCUGAACUAGACGAAACCAUUUCAGCAGAAAAACCAGUACAAGAGGAAGAUAUCACAGCAGAGAAACCAGUACAAGAGGAAGAUAUCACAGCAGAGAAACCAGUACUGGAUGAAGAUAUCACAGCAGAGAAACCAGUUCAAUAUGAAGAGAUCACAGCAGAGGAAGCAGUACUGGUUGAAGAUAUCACAGCAGAGAAACCAGUACUGGAUGAAGAGAUCACAGCAGAGGAAGCAGUACAAGAUGAAGAUAUCACAGCAGAGGAAGCAGUACUAGAUGAAGAUAUCACAGCAGAGAAACCAGUACUGGAUGAAGAGAUCACAACAGACAAACCAGUUCAAUAUGAAGAGAUCACAGCAGAGGAAGCAGUACAAGAUGAAGAUAUCACAGCAGAGGAAGCAGUACUAGAUGAAGAUAUCACAGCAGAGAAACCAAUACUGGAUGAAGAGAUCACAGCAGAGGAAGGAAUACUGGAUGAAGAGAUCACAGCAGAGAAACCAGUUCAAUAUGAAGAGAUCUUAGCAGAGAAACCUGAACUAGACGAAACCAUUUCAGCAGAAAAACCAGUACAAGAUGAAGAUAUCACAGCAGAGAAACCAGUACAAGAGGAAGAUAUCACAGCAGAGAAACCAGAAGCAGUACUGGAUGAAGAUAUCACAGCAGAGAAACCAGUACUGGAUGAAGAGAUCACAGCAGAGGAAGCAGAACGAGAUGAAGAUAUCACAGCAGAGGAAGCAGUACUAGAUGAAGAUAUCACAGCAGAGAAACCAGUACUGGAUGAAGAGAUCACAACAGACAAACCAGUUCAAUAUGAAGAGAUUUUAGCAGAGAAACGUGAACUAGACGAAACCAUCUCAGCAGAAAAACCAGUACAAGAGGAAGAUAUCACAGCAGAGAAACCAGUACAAGAUGAAGAUAUCACAGCAGAGGAAGCAGUACUAGAUGAAGAUAUCACAGUAGAGGAAGCAGUACUAGAUGAAGAGAUCACAGCAGAGAGACCAGAGAUCACAGCAGAGGAAGCAGUACUGGUUGAAGAGAUGACAACUGAGAAAGCAGUACUGGAUGGAGAGAUCACAGCAGAGAAACCAGUACAGGAUGAAGAUGUCCAAACAGAGAAACCAGUGCUAGAUGAAGAGAUCACAGCAGAGGAAGCAAUACUGGAUGAAGAGAUGACAACAGAGAAACCAGUUCAAUAUGAAGAGAUCUUAGCAGAGAAACCUGAACUAGACGAAACCAUUUCAGCAGAAAAACCACUACAAGAGGAAGAGAUCACAGCAGAGGAAGCAGUACUAGAUGAAGAUAUCACAGCAGAGAAACCAGUACUGGAUGAAGAGAUCACAGCAGAGAAACCAGUUCAAUAUGAAGAGAUCAUAGCAGGGGAAGCAGUACAAGAUGAAGAUAUCACAGCAGAGGAAGCAGUACUAGAUGAAGAUAUCACAGCAGAGAAACCAAUACUGGAUGAAGAGAUCACAGCAGAGAAACCAGUUCAAUAUGAAGAGAUCACAGCAGAGGAAGCAGUACAAGAUGAAGAUAUCACAGCAGAGGAAGCAGUACUAGAUGAAGAGAUCACAGCAGAGAGACCAGAGAUCACAGCAGAGGAAGCAGUACUGGAUGAAGAGAUCACAGCAGAGAAACCAGUACUGGAUGAAGAGAUCACAGCAGAGAAACUAGUUCAAUAUGAAGAGAUCACAGCAGAGGAAGCAGUACUAGAUGAAGAGAUCUCAGCAGACAAAGCAGUACAAGAUGAAGAUAUCACAGCACAGAAACCAGUACUGGAUGAAGAUGUCAAAGCAGAGAAACCAGUACAAUAUGAAGACAUUUCAGCACAGAAACCAGUACAAGAUGAAGAAAUUACAGAAGAGGAAACAGUACUAGAUGAAAAGAUCUCAGCAGAGAAACCAGUACUGCAUGAAGAGAUCACAGCAGAGGAAGCAAUACUGGAUGAAGAGAUCACAACAGAGAAAGCAGUACUGGAUGUAGAUGUUCAGAAAGAGAAACCAGUGCAAGAGGAAGAUUUUUCAGCAGAGAAACAGGUACAAGAUGAAGAGAUAAAAACAGAGGAAGCAAUACUGGAUGAAGAGAUCUCAGCAGAGAAGCCAGAACAAGACGAAGACAUCACAGCAGAGGAAGCAGUACUGGAUGAAGAGAUCACAACAGAGGAACGAGUCCAAGAAGACGAUAUCACAGCAGAGACACCAGUACAGGAUAAGGAUGUCCCAGGUGAGAAGCCAGAACAAGACGAAGACAUCACAGCAGAAAAACCAGUACAGGAUGAAGAAAUCACAGCAGAGAAACCAGUCUUACAUGAAGAAGUCACAGCAGAGAAACCAGAACAAGAAGACAUCACAGCAGAGAAAUCAGAACAAGACGAGAUCACAAUAGAGAAACCAGUACCAGAUGAAGAUAUCGAUGUAGAAAAACCAGAAAGAGACGGAGAUGUAACAACUGAUGAGCAACAAGAUGAAAAUGUAAGAAGUGGAACACCUGAAAAAGACGUAACAACAGAUGAGCAGACAGAAAAAGAUGUUGCUGAAGAUGUCAAAACUGAGGAAUUAAAAGAUUUCAUACAAGCACAAGGAACAUUUGAAGAAGUUACAAGCAUGGAAAUGGUUUUAGAGAAAAAGCCUGAGGCACAAGAAACAGACAAUGCAUAUGUCGCCCGUGCAGCUGAUGUAUGCACCAGAGAACAAGUAGAAACACGUAUCAGUCAGGCAUCAACCGAAGAAGAAAGAGUGGAAAUGCCAGUGAUGUCAACAGAUACAGACGGAAGAGGAAUAUUGGAGGAGGAGGAACCUUUCAUGCCGAUGGACUAUGAUACAGCUGAGUCAUGGAGUGAGGACGAGUUGGAAGUCACAGACGGAACUGAGUCAUCAAACUUUAUAGAUAUUGCAACAUCAUUUGAUAUGGGUACAGUUAAAGAUGACACAGGCGUUGAGCACAUAGAUGCAACAAAAAUUGCAGGUGAGACUGAUGACACUGAAACUUCACCAAAUGCUGAUACAUUGGAAUCAGCUUUGCCUAAAGUGACUGAUGGAAAAGUACAUAUAGAAACAACUGCGGAUACACACGAUGAUGACACUGCCGAAGGUGUGGUUGCUGAAACACACGAUGACACUGCCGCAGGUGAGGUUGCUGAAACACACGAUGACUCUGCCGCAGGUGAGGUUGCUGAAACACACGAUGACACUGCCGCAGGUGAGGUUGCUGAAACACACGAUGACACUGCCGCAGGUGAGGUUGCUGAAACACACGAUGACACUGCCGCAGGUGAGGUUGCUGAAACACACGAUGACACUGCCGCAGGUGAGGUUGCUGAAACACACGAUGACACUGCCGCAGGUGAGGUUGCUGAAACACACGAUGACACUGCCGCAGGUGAGGUUGCUAAAACACACGAUGAUACUGCCGCAGGUGAGGUUGCUGAAACACACGAUGACACUGCCGCAGGUGAGGUUGCUGGAACACACGAUGACACUGCCGCAGGUGAGGUUGCUAAAACACACGAUGAUACUGCUGCAGGUGAGGUUGCUGAAACACACGAUGACACUGCCGCAGGUGAGGUUGCUGGAACACACAAUGACACUGCCGCAGGUGAGGUUGCACAAGCCUCUGAGGAUGUUGAAGAAGCCUUACCAUCUGAAUACAGACCAAGAGCAGGAUCGCUCAUUGAAGAAGUAUCUGCUGAUACAGCCUUUGCAGUUAGGGACAAACUCGAUGUGUAUCAGUCAACAUCAGAAGAAAUUGUGCCAUCCCAAGAGGUAAUACAGGGGACAGCUUUGGAAUCAGAAAUCAGUUUCAUCUCGAAAUCUGCUGAAGCUUGUGAACAGUUGGAACUGACAGAAGGAACGUAUACAGAAUUUACCACACAACCUAUUCAGCAGGACAUGAGCUGUAAGCCCUUUGAUUAUGACGCAGGAGGUUCUACAAGGCAGUGUGAAUAUGAGAUACCAAAGAAGAUUAAAGAUAUAGCUGAAUCUCCGCUGAUUGAGGUUACCAGUGCUACUAGAUCCGCUGAAAUUGAAGAGCCUUUUAUGCCAGUUGACUAUGACACAGCCCAGUCAGGAAGUGAAGAUGAGUAUAACUUCACCGAGGACAAAGAUUCAGCAGAAGGUGCUUGCGGAGGUAGAGAUGUUAUUUUUAUGCCACGAGACUACGACACGGCAAACUCAGCAAACGAGGAUGAAGUGGAUCUGUGGGAAGGUAUUGACUACACUGUUGCUGAAAUGAAACGCACAGUGGAAGAGCUGAGCACUUCUGGAAGUGAAGAUGAAUAUGAUUUGGUGAGUGCCGCAGAGAGAUUCAAACAGGAAACUGCACCUCCAGAAAAGUACACAGUCUAUGUUUAUGGUAUGACGACUGAUCAGUCAGAUGCAUUUGAAAGCCAGUUUGAAGAAGACUUAGGUGACACUGCCAGGCAGAAUGUAGAAGAAGUGACAAACAGAUUCCCAAUAGAAGAAGACUCAAGCUCCACGUAUGACAAUGUUAUUGAAGAUGUCCCAGAAGAAAAUCUGUUUGAGGAAACUUGUCAAAGAACAGCAGAGACUACUGAAUCGGAUUGGAUUGAUGCAGUAACAAUUCCUGUGCCCCAGCUCCCACCCAGAGAACAAGAAGAAAAAUCUUUAGUUGUAGAGGAUGAGAGAGAAAUUCUGCACCUCCUGGAAAGUGUUGUCAGUGCUGUGGUCGGUGCUAAGGCUGCAGUCACUGGAAUGCUUGGUUCAGAAACUGAUGAGACCCAUGAUGCUGAUACGGAAGAGGAAUUGAGGCUUACUUUGGCUGAAGCCGAGAGCACACAGAAACAUGUUGAAAAGCUUAUCAGCGAUGUAAAAACCAGCCUCAUGCAAUCUCAAGAGCAGGCUAGUAAAUUUGACCUGGGGAAGGGAAAAGAAAGCAGCAUGGAGGUUCUCUCUGGAUGCGACUCGCACACCACAUCAAGUGUAAGCGUGACAGAAGAACAAAAUGUUACAUUCGUCGAAGGCAACGUUCAUUUGGAUACUGAAACGCUUACUGGGGCAACAUCUAGCGACUUCGGAGCAAUUACAACAGGGGAUGACACUACAUCCACAAGUAAGAAGUUUGACGAGAGAUGGCGUGGUGGAAUUGAACAUAUUGAUGUUGACGUUGUUGACUCGGAAACAAGAGAUAAUUCCAAACUGACAGAAGAACCCAGUUGUAAAGCUGGUGACUACUGAGGAUCGUCAAAUGCAAGAGGAUGGCAGAAUUUCAGAAACAGAUAAUGAAGAAUUCUUCAUGGGAUCGUCUUUGGAAUACAUAGGUAUCAACCCAACUAUUACGCAGACAACUAGUAUAACUGUGGAAGUUCUAGAAGCAGCACAGGUCAAGGAAAUUUUUCAGCCUGCAGACGUUGAAGAGUUCUCAGAUAGCCAUCGUGAGAGGGUUGAGGUAAACGCAGAGCUAUGUGCCCAACCAACAGACUUUCUCGGCUCGACAUCUUACUUAGAAAUAAUGCAG